Messenger RNA from Ctenopharyngodon idella (grass carp), 5650 nucleotides. It is a transcript of the gene tgfbr3, whose product is annotated as transforming growth factor, beta receptor III. The record is from RefSeq and is a predicted model, not a curated record. The transcript has 16 exons. The coding region runs from base 311 to 2848 and encodes 845 amino acids. Lineage: Eukaryota; Metazoa; Chordata; Actinopteri; Cypriniformes; Xenocyprididae.
CCCUCCCACUGAAACACAUACACAGACACGCAGAAAGCGGGAGACGUAUUUAAAACUUUUUGAGAUCUGUCACAGACUUUGUCAUCCCGAAAAUCGUGGCGUUAGUCGCACGAUUAAUUACUAUACUGACAGAAGAUUUCGCGCAGCUCCUUUACUAUAUCAGCCGAAGGAAACGUUACCGUGAACUCUCUAAGAAAGUUUUCCUCAGCAUUACUGAAGAUUCGCUGAGUGUGUGGGGACCACUCAAGAAGACACCCCACUGCUUCUGUUUCUGCCACGUCUGGCUUCAGGAAAGCGUUCUCUUCCAGCCAUGUGGCUAACGGCACACAUACACCCUUCCUCCAUCCUGUUUUUGACCCUCAGCUGCUUGGCCUCUGCAGGUCCAUUGUCUCGGAGCCCUUGUGAACUUUUGCCAGUUGGGGUGGGUCACCCGGUUCAGGCCAUGUUAAAGAGUUUUACUGCCCUAUCAGGCUGCGCUAGCCGAGGAACCACCAGUCUUCCUCAGGAGGUGCACAUCAUCAACCUACGAAAAGGCAAUGCACAAGGAGCCAGAGAGAAACCAGCAGAGGUGGCGUUACAUCUGCGGCCCAUCCAGUCUCUGCAAAUGCACCAGAAACCACUGGUCUUUGUCCUGAACUCCCCUCAGCCCGUCCUCUGGAAGGUUCGGACAGAGAAACUGGUCUCAGGAGUCAAACGCAUCUUCCAUGUUGCAGAGGGAUCUGAAGUGCAUUUCGAGGCAGGAAAUUUCUCUGAGUCGUGUGAGGUGAAGGUGGAAAAUCUUCCUUAUGGCAAUGAGCACCUGCUUUCCUGGGCCCAUCAUCGUUAUCGUGCUGUUACGUCUUUCAGCGAGCUCAAGAUGGCCCAUGACAUCUACAUCAAGGUUGGAGAGGACCCUGUCUUCUCCGAGACCUGUAAGAUUGAUAACAAGUUCCUCUCUCUGAACUACCUGGCCAGCUACAUCCAGCCCCAGCCAUCCACAGGGUGUGUUCUCUCAGGUCCUGAUAAUGACCAGGAGGUCCACAUCAUCGAGCUCCAGGCACCAAACUCCAGCAGUGCAUUCCAAGUGGAUGUGAUCGUGGAUAUAAGGCCACUGGAUGGUGACGCCCCACUCCAUCAUAACAUUGUGUUGAUUCUGAAGUGUGAAAAGCCAGUGAAUUGGGUCAUCAAAGCCCACAGCAUCAUCGGCAAACUGGACAUUGUGACGUCAGAUACUGUCGGCCUGAAUGAUGACACAGAAAGGCUGAUGCAGGUUUCAAAGACGGUCAAACAGAAGCUGCCCGCAGGAUCUCAGCCUCUGAUCCAGUGGGCAGAGGAAAAUGGAUUUAAACCUGUCACUUCCUACACCAACACCCCUGUCGCCAACCACUUCAAACUGCGCCUCAGAGAACAAGACCUAGGAAUCAUGGAUGAGGGAAUAUUCCCACCAGAGCUGUCCAUUCUCCGCAAUACCAACCCACUUCCAAAGCCCAGCGCCCGGGAUUCCCCUGCACCGAAUGGGUUCCCGUUCCCCUUUCUGCCAUCCAUGGAGCAGGGCCUGUCAUUUCCACCUCUGAUGCCAUCUCUCGAGGAACGAGUCUCUCAGGCUGGGGGUCCAGAGGAGCACCAGGGAUCUCCUAAUGUAGGAUUCAGUGUGCAAUGUGAGAAGAACAAAAUGGUGGUCAGCAUUGACAAGGAAACUCUUCAGGCUAAUGGGUUUGGAAAACCCAAUAUCACUCUUCAGGACUCCCAAUGCAAAGCAACCUCCAAUACCACCCACUAUAUACUGGAGACGCCCCUGUCUGGCUGCCAAACCACCAAAAUCCCCUCCCACCCCAGCCCAGUGGUCCUCUAUAUCAAUUCAAUUGUUAUUAGCCAAUCGGAACAGAAGGAUGGAAGUGGCUGGCCCGUUGAUGAUGAAGAUCUAGAUUCAGGAGAUGUCGUAAUACCUGGAGAUCCAGAGGUGACAGAAAGAAUUUUUCCAGAAAGCAGACAUCGUGCGAAUAUCAUGUUCAACUGCACAUACCAUAAGAACCAGAAAACCCCACUUGACAGUGAGAGUGGAUCUGAUGAUUUCCUUGUAGACUCUCUAGACAAUGUUACCUUCAACAUGGAGCUGUAUAACAAUGCUUUCCUCUACCCCAUCACUCAGUCGUUCCUCACCAUCACUGAGAACAGGCCCAUCUAUGUGGAGAUUUCAGCCACAAAAGCCGAUCCUAACCUUGGGUUCAUGAUCCAGACCUGCUUCAUAUCUCCAGACUCCGAUCCUUUCAUGCCAUCGGACUACGUUGUCAUAGAGAACAUAUGUCCCAAGGAUGACUCUGUUCUCUAUUACCCUCAGCGAAGCGAUUUCCCCAUCCCUCACGCCCAGAUGGACAAAAAACGCUUCAGUUUCACCUACAGGUCAAAGUUCAAUGUAUCAUUGCUCUUCCUGCACUGUGAGAUGUCUCUCUGCUCCAGAAGAAAUGACAAGGAGAUGAACCUGCCAGAGUGUAUGUUACCGGAUGAAGCCUGCACUUCCCUCAGUGUGGACAACAUCCUACUCAUGAUGAGGAAUACCAAGACCUUCACCAAGCCAAUGGUGGUCAUCUCCGACAACACACCUGUCACUGUUAAGGUCCCUGAGGACAUAUUUCCAAAACAAGACAUCAUAUAUGUGUUGGACACCCCAACUGUAGUGGGCAUCGCUUUUGCUGCCUUUGUGAUCGGAGCCCUUCUGACUGGCGCUCUAUGGUUCAUCUAUUCACAUACAGGUGGCACAGGAGCGAGGCAGCAGGUGCCAAAGUCCCAGCCGGUGUCUGAGAACAGCAGUGCGGCUCACAGUAUCGGCAGCACACAGAGCACGCCGUGUUCAAGCAGCAGUAACGCAUAGAGCGGCUAGACUGACUGCUGCUUCCAUUGGUAUUCUGCUUUGUAGAAGAAAGGAAGAAUAUGUGAUUUAGUAGCACAUCUUGAAAACACCAGGCCUUAUUAUUUUCAUUAUUUGAACUGAAAUGUUUAGGCUGAAUAUACAACCGGAUGAAAUAAGCUACGUUUAGAGGUGAGGGAAAUAACAAAAUCAAGAUCCCAGACAGUUUUAAAAUGUUGCUUUUUUCUUGAACCCCACAAGAGAGUGUUGUUUUUGCCUUAUAUGGUUGAGAUCAACGUGAAAAUAACAAAGGCUGUUUACACCAGCCAUUAUGGCAUGAAGGCGGUCCAGAGGAACAGUUAGUACUCAGUGAAGUUUCACAAUGGUUCUGUCUGCACCUAAACAAAGAUUAGUUCUUUGCCCAAUCAAGCAUACAUAUAUAAGAUAUUUGACAAGGGAAAUUACAUUUCUUAGUCGUGAUAAAUGAUUUUAAUGGUCAGUUUGCCCAUAUCUGGCUUUUAAUACCCAGAUGCCAAUCAUUUAAUUAUACAUUAUAGUGUUCAGUAUUCUUUAAGACCAGACGUCUUCGGGAUUCAGUGAAUGGUGUAAAAAGCCUUUAUCAGUGGACAGUUUUUGGCAUAUUGUAAAAUAUGUAUAUUCUGUUAAUAUUGUAUGGAAUGCAUAGAAAUUUAAAGUGGAAAUAACUCCAUAAAAAAAGCUUUAUCUAAAACCAAAUAUUUAUCAAAUGUUUAUACACCAUUAAGGAGAUAAUUUUAAAAUUAAACAAUUAAUCAUAAAGCCUAAUAUAAAUUAAUUUACAUAUAUACAUGCAUAAGCUUUUUCCCAGAAUUGGCCUUUAAAAGAUAGUUGCAAAAUAAUAAUAAUAAAAAGAAGAUUCUAACUUAAUAUAUGAUGUUUAGUUGUUUCCCACCCAAAUUUUGAUGUUCGAUAGCCACUAUUAGUCUCUGUACAGAUAAUUACAGAUAAUAAGCAUUUUAUUAUUUUUUAGUCAAAAAUGGACUUAUGUAUUUUAUAGAAUGUUAUUUUUAAAUGCUGGGCAUUAUUACUCAACAUGAGUAUAAAAGGUAAUGAUUUCAGCAAACAGCAGACUGUUAUAUUUUGAUAUUUUGUCCUUAAAUUACUAAAACAAAUUUGUUAAGAAUGAUUUAAACAGUCUCUGUGUGCCUAGUCACAAAAGAUGUACAUAAUCUGAUGCCAAAGAAUGGGUAUUUACUUUCCAGUCUUUUAGUGUUACAGUAGCAUCUGCGGUGUAUAUGUUCAGGUACUAACCUACCACUAAAGUCAACACAAAAUCAACAUUUCUCAAAAAAAUCAUUACUUUAUUUCUGCUGUGUAUGUGAAGUUAACAUUUUGGGAUUUAUUUUUUAAACAUGCAUACAGAUGCACUUGUAAAGUGCAAGAAAUGUAUGAAUGCAAAGCCAGAGUAAUCCCACCGUCAAAACUUUACAUGAAUGUCAUAACAUUAUAUGUGCCUUAACUUUGAGUAUAUGAUAAUUUCAGAGAUAAAAUGAGGCAAGAAGGGAAGUGGUGUUUGCUUUGCUUUAAGCACAGUAUAUACCCUCUGAUGUGAAAAUCUGCCAAAUCUGUGCAUCUAGUUGUUUGGUUGUUUUUAAUAUCUAAUGUUGCUUUUUUUUUUUUGUGUUGCUUGCUACAGACUGUACCUAUAGAAUGUACUUUAUUUCAAACCUUAAUUUCAUUGUAAACUUGUAUAAAUGUCUCCUGUAAGAGGAAAGAGAGUAAGAAUUUAAACAUUUAUUUGUGUAUAAAGUUAUAUUUUUCCAGAGAUAUAUAUAUAUAUAUAUAUAUAUAUAUAUAUACAUAGAGCCACCCUAUAAUUCUAUCUACAUACUGUGAAUUUUUGUGGGCAUAUUUCUAGAAAAUGUUGCGUGUUUUCUCUAAAUCUAAACAUAGUCCAUAAUGCUGAAGUGAGCUGCAUUCACUUAUAUGUUCCUGACAUAAUCAUAUAAAAUAAGAUUUUAUUAUAGAUAUAUUUUUUACAAGCAUCUUUUAUAUGAGAACACUAUAUUAUUUGGAAUACAAAAUAUAUUUUGAUGAUGCAGAUGUUUUUAUCUCUCUUUUAAGCUCUUCACCAGUGUCUGCGUGUGUUUGGUCACACUAUAGCUCUAUGUAUCCAUGUAUGUGGGUUUAAAUGAAUGAUUAUAUGCAUAGUCCUUCUAUUGCGUCUUUUGGGAAUGUUUAAAACAAUGCUGUCUAACAGAGUUUGAAUCUCUGAUAGGUGUAAUCUAGAGUCAUUUAAUGGCUGUAGAGGUAACAGAGGCCUUGUUGGUUUUAUAAAAAGGUCUUUCUUUCAUUCCAGUAAACACUCUGUAUUGUAAUAAACUCUUUAUUUUGAAAUGUAAGUUCACACUGCUGUGUCUGACACAGUGGUUUUCCUGUAUGUUGAAUGGUGAAAAUGAUUGUGCUGUCUUUCUGUUUAUCUACCUCAUUUGAGUGCGUCUAUGUGUGUAUAAGGUUUCACUGUCUUGACAUCAAGAAUAUGUUACUGUACAUAUUGUGUGAAUCUUGAUGUUACAUAAAAUAUAUCACAUCAAAUGUUUUAUCUUCCAGAUUUGACAGUUGACUUCAUAUCAGUCACCAGGCUUUCCGACAAAAGAGGAAAGUCUGAAAGAUGUAAAUGUGAACAUUUUCAGGCUGUCUUGCUCUGAAACUACACACUAUUUGUGAAUAGUUUGUUUUUUUGUCCAGUGGUAUGUGAAACCUUGUAGUGUUUGUAAAUACAAUGUGCUGUAAAUAUGCAUGCUAUAUGUAUGCUCUGUAUAUACCAAAUAAAUUGUUGUAAUCUUU